AUGCUAUGCUCCCUUCCAACAACAACAAAGACAAAUGUCCCUUCUACAGAUCCUACACUGUCCCUUAGAAUUCAAGAUCUUACAGCCACCAUCCUAGGGGAAUAUGGGCUUGAAUUUAUCUAUGCGAGGCUUGUCGGGCGUAUCUCAAAGGUUGACCCAGAACCUGAACCUAUCCUCACUAUGCUUAUUGUGAUGCCGAAUCAGCCAAAUCCGGAUAUAUGGUACCGUGCUUUAUGUCAUAUUCAGCCAGAGCUAGCCAAGGAAAUUCCAGGGAUCUGUGUUGAGCUGAUCGAAGAGAAGCUAAAUCAGGGGAUCUACUGCUCCCCUGUGAAUAAGGGACACCCCAUCGUUCGCAAGUGGCCCUCGAUUGUAUACUUUAUUCUGUCACAUACUGAUUUCCACGAGUGGACUGCUUUGGAAUGUUGGAGAUACGGAACAGAUAUAGUGAGAGAAUUAAACCCUGUCACUGUGAUUGUCCAAGUCCGCAAAACUAGCACGACCGCAUUUAUCGCAGCGGCACGGCAUCUACAUGGGAUCCUCGCAGACUUUGAUUUGGCUGAUGUGGACGUCUUAUUUCAGAGAGACAGCAAUGUGCCACUUAUACAGAAUCCUACUCUAUAUAGAGAUGUUUGUGCGGGAGCGAUUCACCCCGGUGUUAGCCUCGGAAUCCAUCAAUGUUCCGCAAGAACUUCCACCCUUGGUGGUCUUGUGCAACUCCAGUUUUCCGGUAGAGCUGAAUGGCAUACCUACGGCCUGACAUGCUUCCAUGCUGUUUGGCCACCGACGAACCACCGCAACCCUGAGUGGUCCAACAUCCACGAUGCUUCUCAAGCCAUCGAAACCUGGGAGUUCUCUCCACUUGAUCCUCGAAUGCCCGAAUCAUUCCCUGAUGUUGCUCAACAGCUUCUAUGGGUUGAUCAUCCUUCACUACGAGAUUUGGACAACACCAUCAAGGCAAUGAAUGAUAGCAUUGCAAAAAUUAGGACACCACAGUUUCUGGAGUAUGAGAAAGAGAUAAAUAAGGGUGACGAUGGAUGGCUCCCAGAACCAGCCCAUGCCAACUACCGUGCAAUGGUCAGACACAUCCAGGACGUCGAGGAGUUCCGCAACCCCUUUAUUGCAAUGCGUAAUAGUGGCAGUUACCUUCUAGGCCAUGUUUACGCUGGAAGUGGUCUCAACAGAACCCGGGAGUUGAAAAGCACAGAUACAAACCAAGAACCUCGUCUGAUCUCGACUGACUGGGCUCUAAUUAAAAUCAAGCCCGAGCGGUUACAACCACAGCAACACGGAGACAGAAUUUCUGCCAACCAGCCUUUCCACUAUGGGUCUCCAGUGCCACUUCCACGGCAGUUUAUAUAUGAUCCAAGCUUUGGACCCUUCGGCGGCUUGGAACUUCAGAAAUGUGGACGCUCUACCGGGAUCACAACAGGAACAUACAGCUUGCUAGAUUGCGUCCGCUUCACUGAAGCUUUAGACGAGUACGGCAUUUCUCAAGUUAUUCCAACAUGGGAACAUAAGAUUGCUAGCGGUCUAGAUGGCCCCUUUUCCGAGAAGGGUGACUCCGGAUCGUGGAUAUAUACCAAAGGUGGUGUGCUUGUUGGGAUGCUAACAUCUGGCGACGAAAGAAAAGACACUGGGACAAUGACCUUGAUGUCUGACAUUUUCGAUGAUAUCAAGAGUAUCACCGGCGCCACCAAUGUGCGAAUAGCUCCUGCGCCGGACUACUGA
This is a messenger RNA of Penicillium verrucosum, 1728 nucleotides long. RefSeq lists its product as uncharacterized. Lineage: Eukaryota; Fungi; Ascomycota; Eurotiomycetes; Eurotiales; Aspergillaceae. The transcript is spliced from 3 exons. The coding region runs from base 1 to 1728 and encodes 575 amino acids. The record is from RefSeq and is a predicted model, not a curated record.